AUGCCUGCUCGCCUCACGUGUCCUCCAGCGUUUCGAGCACUGCUUUACGAGUCUGUACUCGAGCGCUUCGGCUGUGCACCGUGCAGCAAUGCGUAUGCAGGCUGGCGUGUGCGCAGCGCUAGUGUCUUACAACGCUAGCUCGAUGGGCCUUGCGACCACGUUUUGAGCCUUACGCGUCGCGAUCGUUUGUAUAUUACUCACGGCCGAGCGCGCCACACAGGGGUCGCGUGACACGCAAUGGGAAGCGCCGUAAGAGCAAGACAAGAGAAAAAGCAUGCAAAGGCAACUGGCCCUGCACGAGCACAAGCGCCAAAGAAAAUCAGUCCAUUGGAAACGGCACUUCUAGUGGGCAUACCGAUCGUCUUCGGCCUUUGCGCGAGUUAUUUCUUCUCGCGCGGCGCCGCGUCGAUGGCGCACGUGGAGCCGCGCGACACCUGAUUUCCACGCAGGCGCCUCGUGAAAAGAUUGAGAGGCGAUUAUAUGCUGGGGGUCUUCCCGAAGGACGCCAAGGGCCUGAAAGCGUCCGUGCUAUUGAUGGUCGUGGGACGCGUGGGGUACUUGGGCCUCGACCUCCUCAAGCGGCGGGUGAAGGCCGUCGAGGCGCGCGCGCGCGCGGACGAGGCCGCCGCGGCGCCGGCGGCCGCGGCGGCGCAAAAAAAGAAGGACGAGUGA
Messenger RNA from Pelagomonas calceolata, 672 nucleotides. The record is from the annotation of a GenBank genome assembly. Lineage: Eukaryota; Pelagophyceae; Pelagomonadales; Pelagomonadaceae.